This is a messenger RNA of Chelonoidis abingdonii (Abingdon island giant tortoise), 1803 nucleotides long. The record is from RefSeq and is a predicted model, not a curated record. NCBI's taxonomy places the organism in Eukaryota, Metazoa, Chordata, Testudines, Testudinidae.
GCAGAACUGGACCUGGGUUCUUUCCAGCUCCCUACACUUCAGCCAGUGGUUCAGACUGCCUCUGAUGGCACGCCGCAGAUUUUCUCCAGUGGGGCUGACCUAAUCGGGUUGCAGCAGCCUGCAGUCCUGACACAUCAAGCACUGGUGCAGCAGUCAGUGGGAGCAGACGUUGUUAAUAAGGCCAUCAGUGUUCAGCCUUUUCUUCAGCAGGUUGGCUUAGGGAAUGUUACCAUACAGCCAAUUUCGAACCUUCAGGGCUUGCCUAAUGGAAGCCCAAGUGGGACAUUGGGAAUUGGGCCGAUUCAAGUAGUUGGACAACAGGUGAUGGCUAUUAAUCAGUCAGCUCAGCAGAUCAUUGCAAAACAAGUUCAGCCCUCCCAAGUGGCCACCAUGCCUGUUGGCGGUUACAUCACCCAGACAGCACCUGAGCAACAGCAGGUCACCCUCGCAUCCACAGGGGUGUCUCCACAGAACGCUGGCCUUGUCAUCCAGAAAAACCUGCCAUCAGUGGCCACUACCACACUGAAUGGAAACUCCAUGUUUGGGAACGUAUCUGCCACCCAAGGCUCCCAACCUCUCACAGUCACAUCGAACUUAAGCAGCCCAUUGGUGCAGGCCCAAAACGUGAUUAUCCAUAGAACACCCACACCAAUUCAGCCCAAACCUGCAGGGGUCCUGCAACAAAAGCUGUACCAGAUCACCCCCAAGCCAUUUGGUCCCAAUAAUACCACACUGACCAUCCAGAACGAGGCUGCCCUGCAACAGCAGAAGGCCCAACAGAACCUGACUUUUAUGGCAGGCAAACCAGGACAGAAUGUGGUACUGUCUGGAUUCCCGCAAGGUCUGCCUGCCAACAUGUUCAAACAGCCUUCACCGCAGCAGCAAGCCCUCAGCAAGCCCAUGAGCGUCCACUUGCUAAACCAAGGCAGCAGUAUUGUCAUCCCCGCGCAGCAUGUUCCUCAAGCCAUGUUACAGGGUCAGAACCAGUUCCUUCUUCCUGGGCAGUUAGCAGGUGCCUCUGCUGUUCAGAUACCCCAGCAGCUCUCAGCCUUGCAGGCUAACAUGGGAGGACAGAUCCUAACUUCGCACCCUAGUGGCCAAGCCCACAUCAUAACUAGCCAAGGGCCUGGUGGACAGCUGAUAACCAAUCAGGCCUUGCCUGCCCAAAUCCUUACCAAUCAGAACAUAGCUAGCCAGCUGAAUCUGGGGCAGGUGCUUACAUCGCAGAAUGCGCAUGGCACUGCUCACAUUCUUUCUGCACCUAUUCAGCUGCAGCCUGGUCAGGUGGGUCAGCCAACUUUGUUUCAGAUGCCUGUCUCUCUAGCUGGCAGCUUGACCACUCAGAGUCAGCCCUCUGCAGCCUCAUUGGCCAGUGGUGCCAUCGGUCAGACUGGGCAGACCGUUAUCCAAGGUGUAACUCUGCCUAAUCAAGUUGCUAUGUUAAAUUCCACUGAGAACCUCAACCAAGCUGUGAGCAUUCAGGCAUCUGCCACCACCAGCAGUCAAAGUCCAGGCCUCAUUCAGCCACAGCCUGCUUCUGGCACCAGCCUGCUGCCAAGCAGUGACCAGUCCUCUAUACUGACCGUCCAGACUGCAUCCCAGCCUCCAGCUCCACCUCAUCUUCAGUUGAAUGUGCAGCAGCAGCCUCCUCAGCAGCCAGCACAGCUACCUGUGACUUCACAGCCCAGCCCUAACUUGGCAUCCAGUCCAGAGAAGAUCAUCUUGGGCCAGACAGCUGCUGGAACUGUCAUAAACCAAGAUUCCAUGCAGAUGUUUCUGCAACAGGCAAGUGAAAUAUUGUAA